Malus domestica (apple) is the source of this 3654-nucleotide messenger RNA. RefSeq names its product lysine-specific demethylase JMJ13-like. Gene Ontology annotation, biological process: chromatin remodeling; regulation of gene expression. The record is from RefSeq and is a predicted model, not a curated record. Gene Ontology annotation, molecular function: histone H3K4me/H3K4me2/H3K4me3 demethylase activity. Lineage: Eukaryota; Viridiplantae; Streptophyta; Magnoliopsida; Rosales; Rosaceae. Gene Ontology annotation, cellular component: nucleus; chromatin.
AGGACCUUUUUGGGUUUCUUUUGUCCUUCCCAUGUUCUCUCUUCUCUUCCCUUUCUGUAUUCCUGUUUCCCUCCAUUGGCCGGGAAACUUCUUUCGUCGCCGGGUAACCGCUUUGUCUCCGGCGAAUAGCAUCCUUCCUCCGACGGAAAACCGUUGUCUCCUCCUCUCUGCUUGACUUCCUUCAACCUUUUUUUUGUAUUAUUUUCGUUGACUCGGUGGCUCGAAGGCUUCGGAUCUCUGAUUCCGGCCAGAGACGGUGCCGUUUCGGACGUUUGGCGGGAAUGUGGAUGGCCUGGUUGUCGCUGUAGGCUUGCUUUUGGUCUGCCGUGGCUGGGAUCGUGAUCUAGGGUUUCGGUUCUCUGAUUCGGAUUCGGUUUCUGCGGUUGUGUUGUUUUAUCCUUUGUGUGUUGCUGUGAACAAAGACGCAGGCGUACAAAAAGAGACUACGGAAUGAGAUGGUGGAAGGAAGGCUUUGUUUGUCCAAAGAGGCCAAAACUGGAUUAGAAAUUCUGAAGCGUACAAGGCUUCAGCGAAUGAGACCGGAAUCUGCUACCGAGCCUUUAAAUCUCAUUAAUACAAUGGCUCGAAGUGGAGGUGAUGCUUUAAAAUCUUCUGUAUCCUGUGGUCUUACAUUCCAGGGAGGUGCCCACUCAGUCUCUCUGUUCAGUGGUGCUUCACAUGAAAAAGAUGUUUUUCCAAAGCGUAGGGUGGAUAAGUUCGAAACAAGUGAUCUAGAGUGGACUGAGAAAAUUCCCGAAUGCCCUGUGUACUAUCCAGCAAUGGAGGAGUUUGAGGAUCCUUUGGUUUAUUUACAGAAGAUAGCUCCAGAAGCUUCAAAAUAUGGUAUAUGCAAGAUUGUUUCUCCUUUGAGUACUUCUACUCCAGCUGGGGUUGUAUUGAUGAGGGAGAAAGCAGGAUUCAAGUUCACAACUAGAGUACAACCUCUUCGUCUUGCAGAGUGGGACAAUGAUGACAAGGUCACCUUUUUCAUGAGCGGAAGAAAUUAUACAUUCCGUGAUUUCGAGAAAAUGGCGAACAAGGUUUUUGCUCGUAGAUAUUAUAGUACUGGUUCCCUUCCUGCCACGUACUUGGAAAAAGAAUUUUGGCAAGAAAUUUCUUGUGGAAAGACAGAAACUGUUGAGUAUGCUUGUGAUGUAGAUGGUAGUGCCUUUUCAUCUUCUCACAGCGAUCCUCUUGGAAAUAGCAAGUGGAAUUUAAAGAAUCUUUCAAGGUUACCCAAGUCCAUUUUGCGUCUUCUAGAAAUUGCAAUUCCGGGUGUAACGGAUCCCAUGCUAUACAUUGGAAUGCUGUUUAGUAUGUUUGCUUGGCACGUGGAGGAUCAUUAUUUGUACAGUAUUAAUUAUCAUCAUUGCGGCGCAUCCAAAACCUGGUAUGGCAUUCCAGGUGAAGCUGCUCUGCAAUUUGAAAAGGUUGUUAGGGAGCAUGUGUACACGCAUGAUAUCAUAUCAACUGAUGGAGAAGAUGGAGCAUUUGAUGUCCUAUUGGGGAAAACAACAUUGUUUCCUCCAAAUAUUUUGUUGGAACAUGAUGUCCCUGUCUACAAGGCUGUGCAAAAGCCAGGAGAAUUUGUUAUUACUUUCCCCAGAGCAUACCAUGCUGGAUUCAGUCAUGGUUUCAACUGUGGCGAGGCAGUCAACUUUGCAAUUGGUGAUUGGUUCCCUUUAGGUGCUAUUGCUAGCCGACGUUAUGCGCUGCUUAACAGGAUGCCUCUGCUUCCUCAUGAAGAACUUCUGUGUAAAGAAGCGAUGCUUCUACACACAAGUUUAGAACUUGAAGAUUCAGACUAUUCAUCUGCUGAUUUGGUCUCCCAUAAUAGAAUUAAGUUGUCUUUUGUGAGAUUGAUGCGCUUUCAGCAUCGUGCUCGUUGGUCUUUAAUGAAGUCAGGGGCAUGCACCGCUGUUUUGCCAAACUCCUAUGGAACUGUUCUAUGCAGCCUAUGCAAGCGCGAUUGCUAUGUAGCUUACAAUAAUUGCACUUGUUACAUGCAUCCUGUCUGCCUGCGCCAUGAUGUAAGGUCUCUUGACUUCUCAUGUGGGAGCAGCAAUCUUACUCUCUUUUUAAGGGAGGAAAUAACAGAACUGGAAGCUGCAGCCAGAAAAUGUGAAAAGGACGAUAGUAUGCUGGAGGCGAUAAGGGGGCUAGCGGAAAGUGGAGAUGACUUGUAUUCUUAUCCAUUAAAUUUAUCCCUGAGUGCUGAAGACAAUGGAUACUCUCCCUAUUGUGAGAUAAAAUUUGAGUUGAACCCUGAACUUACUGGUAGAACUCAGUAUAGGUCACAUGAGCCAGAAACUGGUUCUCAUGGCGGGCCCAUGUUGAGAUCUGAUGCAGAUUAUUCAAGUCCUGCAGUGUCAGAAGGUUCCCUUUCAUGUGCCGCAUCAACUCUUUGUUCUCUUUUAGAGCCUCGGGAGAGCUUAUCUGCUCCCAAUAAUGUACAGGGAAAUGCUAACUCUUACACAGGGACUCUAAGUUCUAAAAGGCGUUUUGAAGAGUUGGUGCGCGGUGCAUAUGAGUCUUCUCAAUCCUCUCUAUCCUAUGAUGAAUACUCUAGUGCACGUCCAGGGAAUCUAAACGGAUCAGAGGUUAGGCAUGUUGUUGAUCAAGGCAGUGAUGAUUCUGAUUCAGAGAUCUUUAGGGUUAAGCGUCGUUCAUCAUUGAAGACGGUGGACAAAAGAAGUGUAAAUGAUGUCUUGUCAUCAAAUCAUUCCGAAAACAAGGGUUUUAAACGAUUGAAGAAACUGCAACCUGACAGAAGAUGCGGGCGAUCGUCGGUGCCAUUAGAUUAUUGCAGCCCUGGUGAACCAAAUGCUAAAUUUAUUGCAACUAGUAAUUACAAAGGAGUUCCAGAGAGUGCUUCUUUGGAGGGCAGGUUCUCCACAGGAAGUAGCGCUCCUACAGGAAGUAACGUUCCCAUCUCUAUCAAGUUUAAGAAGUUGGCCAAUGAAGAUGCAGCUAGACAACAGCGAGAACGCCACAGAAAGGAUGGAUACGAGGUUGAAUUGGGAAAGAGCCGGAGGCAACCAACCCCAAUGGAGAUUGGGGCAAAGCGCCUUAAAGUCAAAGCCCCGUCGUUCCUAGGGUCGGAGAGCAGCAGGUUAAAUUAAAGAUAUUUAGAUCACUCUAGGAAGUGCCGAGCAUCUGGUGGACCGGCCCUGUAGAGAGAGCAGCAGCGGCAUCAUAGAACCUGACCUCGCUAACUUGAUUAUCUCUAACGGGGUUUUAACAACACAGGUAAAGCUAAAGAAGAUUGAUUUGUGGGAGCAGUGACGGAAAAAUUAACCAAGGAUAAAGAUUUACAUUUUUUGUGCAGGCCCUCAAAUUGGGGCAGUCUGCAUUGUUGGUGAUUCUUGAGGUUCUCGGGCCGGGGUAUUUUUACCGUCUUUGGCAGGAGAACCUUUCUUCCUGCAAAAUAGUAGAGAUUGGGUUAUUAGUGAAUUUCCAUGUAAAUUUAUUUGUUUUUUUUUUACUUUCUUUCUUACAAUUGUUAAUCCAGUAAGUAGCUAGUUGGUAAUUCUUGAACAUGUUGAUUGGUUCGCUGCUUCCUUUUUACAGGUUCUUUAUUCUUAUUUGUUGCAAUGGGUCCUUGUAAACCUGUGAGUACAUGAAUAAAAUGCAGGGAAAUGCGUUGUCAUUUUA